This is a messenger RNA of Notothenia coriiceps (black rockcod), 4200 nucleotides long. RefSeq lists its product as uncharacterized. Gene Ontology annotation, molecular function: guanyl-nucleotide exchange factor activity. The coding region runs from base 277 to 4200 and encodes 1307 amino acids. The transcript is spliced from 10 exons. The record is from RefSeq and is a predicted model, not a curated record. Lineage: Eukaryota; Metazoa; Chordata; Actinopteri; Perciformes; Nototheniidae. Gene Ontology annotation, biological process: regulation of ARF protein signal transduction.
AAGAAUAGGGGGCAGUUGGAGGUGUCCCAUUGGCAUGUUUGUCCUCUGGCCGUUCAGCCUGUGUGUCUCUGCUCUGCACACAGACGCUCUAGGGAGAAGAAAGACCGUCUAAAAAUAAACUGACAAGCACCACCAGCAGAAAAACAAACUGACGAAUACAACAAGAGGACAAAGAGGAACUUCCCAUUGUUUCUGUCUCUUUCACCCUGUCUGAGACUUUCUCUCUCGCCACUCAGUUUCUGUGUCUGUGUCCUCAUUUUGGCUAGAGAGGAGGUCAUGUCCCAGUCUGGAAAAGUACUUAAUUUGUAUGUAGAGGUGAGGUCUGCCCCAGAUCAGGCAGGAGGGAAGGAAGGGAUUGCUCAGGGGCAUUCGGUUCAGGACAGUCCAAAUGAGCUCCUGUCUCAGCUAUCAAGCCAGACCUCCGUCACUAAGACCUCCACAGCUCAGCGUCUCCUUCAAGACUGCAAACAUAACCAGUCUCCUUAUAGAAACGUCCAGCUCCAGCAAGCCAGCAGCUCCCCUACAGUGUCCAAGCGUUGGAGUGCACCGUGUGAUGAAGCGUCUGCCUUUCGCUCGCCACAAAUGAUGUCCUCUUCGGGAAAGGUUAACGCCCCUCACACUCCUCCCAACUGCCAGAGGUUCAACGAGGGGAAGGUCAGUGAUGGUACGCGCUCUGUGGUUACCUUUAGUUACAUUGAGAAGUCCAACGUGAACAGUCCAUGCAAAAGAGGUACUAUAGAGGAAAGAUCCACCCCUUCUCACUUUCGUAAAAGACUCAGCGACCCAAUUUGGUUUGGGAGUCCCAAUUCAUCGUGCAGCUCCAGUCCCAAGCAGACUUUCCGAUCUCCAGGAAGUCACCAGCAGACGUUCUCUCCUGGACUCCGCCAAUCAGCUUUGGAUCCCAUCGGUAGGGCAGCUACCCAGAGGGCUGUGGAGGAGUUUGGCUCCCCUCUGUUGAGGAUUAAGCUGGCUCAUGCACUUGAGCAGGCCGCAUCGUCACGCUAUAACCAACAGCCGCGCUGUCAGUCCUGGGCUGGGUCUCCUGUCCAGCGUCAGAACAUGGGUGUCCUCAAAGACCACUUCACGGAGAGGAGCCAGGCUGUUUGUGGGCUGCCUCGGAGCCCUGCGUCAGACCAGCUAUCCUCCAAGUCCAGGCAGUCAUCUAACGUGAAGCCUGAGUCUUUCGGUGAGUCCCAGAACCCUCUUCACUGGUCUGCAGAGGACAGAACUGUAGUCCGAAGUCCAGCCACGAAAAUAAAUGUCCACCGAUCUUGCAACAGAAGCACUUCGCCGCAGGCAGCAAUCCUCCAACUUGGCAAUAAUGUAGUUGAGGGCUUGAAUCAAUUAAGUGACAGUAAACCCUCCUCUCCGGCUCAUAGCCCUGAGGUAGCCCGGAGGCUAACAGAGGAGGCUACCAAAGUAUCUUCUAUUUUCACAGAGGCACGAAAGUCCUCAUUGCACAACGCUUUAGGAGAGCCCGUUGGAGAACUUCAACAUUCAGCACCAAAUGCACAACUCAAACAAACGCUUAAGAUGAACAUCCCUUUAAAUGACCAACAAACACCAGCAACUGACAACACAGACUCUCACCAGCCGGAAAACUCUCUCUCUCAAUCUAUCUUGCACUCGCACGAAACCAACUCCAGUACUAAUCAUCAAACACACCAGGAGGACUUCAUUCAGAAGUCCCACCCUCAGAGCUCGAUUUUAAGUUCCCCUGCCAUACCUUCGCGAGUUUUACGUCCUUCUCAUCCUCCAACUGAGUUCAGCUCUCCCAUAAGGGACCCCAGGCUAUUCCAAGCAGAACUCCGAGCACCGGAUACCCCCACCCUACAUCGCCGGCAGCUCCCGAGGUACACCGGAGACUCCUGGUCCCCUAGCUUCGAUAAGAGAGGAGACCUGAGCUGUUUCGACAGAGGGGACUGCACUGAGCUCGCUAGGAGGCUAUUCAUCAAUCAGAGUGUUGAGGAGGCACCAGUUAGCUGGACGUCCAGGCAACAGUGGGGGAAUGAGGUGGAGAACAGCCCGAUGCCGAGCCCUGUGGCUGGUCUAGGGUGCAUCGAUGACCAAACUCCUGAUUGUCCAUCUGGUCACCAUCGCAGACCGCUCAGUCCGACAGCACAGCAGAAACGAGCAGAGCAGAGGAGGAGAGAGAUCCUGCUUCUGGGCCCUGUAGCGUUGGACUCUCCAGAGGAGGAUGAGGGUUGUGAUGAGGAGGGACAGGGCAAUGAGAUGGAGGGAUUUGAGGCUGAGCAGCAGGGGGUAGGGGAGGCUCCAGAGGCAGAGCAGAACGGAGCCAUGGGAGGUUCGUCCUCGCGGAGCUCCAGCGGGGUGACAGGAAGCCUGGGAGACAGAGACUGUGUGUCCCCUGAGUCUAGUCAGUCCAGUCACCAGAGCAACGAGACCGGGGCCGCCACCUCAGGAAUACAGACGGACAGUGGCUGUGCAUUGCCUGUGCCCUCGCUCCAUUGUCAAAGGAUCGCUCGUGCCAAGUGGGAGUUUUUAUUUGGGACCCCUGCUGAGGAGGCUGCUAGUAGGGGAGAGAAAAAUUCUCUGGAAGCCUCCACAGCUCCUCCCAGUGGUAACUCCAGCGAGUCUCCCACACCAACUCCCCCUUCCUCCCUCCCUCUGCUUUCUGCCAAUCACAAUGUACAACAAGUUGAGGUAGAGCUGGUGACCCCUCCUCCAGCUGUCAUCGGGACUUCCCCCAAAACUGGCAUUAUUCGCCGGACCUUAAAGUACUCAGAAACUGACCUUGAUGCAGUUCCCCUUCGCUGCUACCGAGAGACGGACAUAGACGAGGUGCUGCUGGCGGAGCUGGACGACGCCGACUCUGCGUUUGGGAGUAACCGCAGCGUCCAGGGCAUCUCGGGUACAGGCAGCAGCCCACUGGGGGGUCUGACUUAUGGUAGGACAGAUGGGGAGGUCACAGAGAAGAGAAGGGGAGAGGGUGAGGAGGAUGAGGAAGAAGAGGAGGAGGAGGAGGAGGAGGAGGAGGAAGAAGAAGACGAGGAAGAAAUGGUGAGCUGGGCCAGUGUGAGGAUGCAAGGAGACAACAGGAAGCAGCAGCAUGCAGCUCAGGAGGACCCAGAGGUGUUUGGUCACAUUAUGAAGAGACCAAUGGCAACAUUUUUUGACAACCACCACCCGGCCCUGAAAUCCCCCAUCUUGGUCUCCGGCCCUCGCUGUGCUGCAGAGGACACCUUCAGCCGCCACUUUGAGAGCAUCAUGGAGUCUCACCGAGCCAAAGGCACCUCGUACAACAGCCUGGAUAGCGAGGAGCUGCUUACCUCGAGCACCCAAACCGUCCUGACCUUUGACCUGCCCACAUUAACCCCUGCCAUCCACGGUCCGGUCUGCCAGAGCACCAGGCAGAUCGUCCAGCUCAGCUUCGCCCCACUGGCACACGAUGAGAGGCCCAGUAUCUCCGAUUCAAUCUUUACCAUGACUGGGGACUCGGACGCCACCAGAGCCCCGUCCAGCGAGAGGCUGAGCAGCGGUUCGGACGACACGCCACCCAAAGGACGAGGGUAUUCACAGCUGGGGAGCAGCUGGUACAGCAACCCUUCUUUCUCAUUACCAAGCAGGGACAAGGCCCGUCUGGCGACAGAUUCGGAGCUGGACCAGGACCUCAGUGAGCGGCUGGGUCUGGGCAGCAGUGAGACCCUCACCAAUGGCAGCCACCGUGCUGACGUGGCAGCCGCCAGGCGCCUGGCCAAACGUCUCUUCAACUUGGACGGCUUCAGGAAGUCCGAUGUGGCGCGGCACCUCAGCAAGAAUAAUGACUUCAGCCGAAUGGUUGCAGAAGAGUAUCUGAGCUUCUUCGACUUUGCGGGCCUCGCUAUUGACCAGGCAUUGCGGACUUUCCUCCGGCAGUUUGCCCUGAUGGGGGAGACUCAGGAGAGGGAGAGGGUGCUGGCACACUUUUCUAAGCGUUAUUUGGACUGCAACCCAAAAGUCAUACCAUCAGAGGAUGCAGUUCACACUCUCACCUGCGCCAUCAUGCUGCUGAACACUGAUCUACAUGGUCAGAACAUCGGUAAGAGGAUGUCGUGCACGCAGUUCAUCAGCAACCUGGAGGGACUGAACGACGGCCAAGAUUUUCACAAGGAUCUGCUUAAACUGGCUUUCACCACAUCUCCAGAGGCCUCCAAUCAGAAGCCUGCCUGCACCCAACACUUCCUGGUAUACUCCAGCUGA